This is a messenger RNA of Leptinotarsa decemlineata (Colorado potato beetle), 803 nucleotides long. RefSeq lists its product as uncharacterized. Gene Ontology annotation, cellular component: Cajal body. Gene Ontology annotation, molecular function: U2 snRNA binding; U1 snRNA binding. Gene Ontology annotation, biological process: spliceosomal snRNP assembly. The record is from RefSeq and is a predicted model, not a curated record. Lineage: Eukaryota; Metazoa; Arthropoda; Insecta; Coleoptera; Chrysomelidae.
UGAAACAAGCCCAUUCUCAGGUGCCCUACUCGAUGACCUCAGACACGCAGCGUCCGCCAUUUCGCUAGAGUCCACCUACGAGACAGACGCCAGCGAAUUCGUCACGAAAAGGGUACGCAAACGCAGCCGCAAGAGGCAGAAAAAAUCUCACGAACCCGUUAAUAGCGUCACCUCGUCAAAAAUAGGACCCUCCCAGCCCCGACCGAUGAACGUCCAAGGAUCUCCUCGGUUACACAUCAAGUUCGGGGCGGAUGGCGAAGCCGAAAAAUUAGAAAUGAAGCCUAGAACUGAGGUCGAUGAAACCGAAAACGAAAGCACGGCAUUUCUCACGGAAAUCGGGGACGGGCGUAAGGUUGAAGAGACAGACAUCAUGGCGUAUCCAUUGAUGACGACUAUGGAGCCGAAGGCUCUGGACGUGAUCGCGUUCAAGGUAUAUAAGUUGGAUUCGGGUUACGAACCACAGAUAUCGUCUUAUAUAACUGCAAGGGUCCUCACUUUUGAUGAAGAAACUAAGGCUGUCAAUUUAGAAAUACUUGCGGGAGGGGAUGAAUUCCUACAACCCGAGGGUAAGUUUUUCAUGAAUGUAGAGGAGCCGAGUAAAACGAAUAAGUAUACGCUCGACUGGGCAGAAUUGAUCGAACCGAGGCUCCUGUAUCCCUAACUGGAAAUGAAACUGAUUUCAGGCGAAAGAGGGGAACUUCAAAGAAUUAAAAUGUCGAAUGAUAUAACUUGGAAUCAGAGAUGAAGCAAUUUUAAAAUUAUUGUAGUGAUACAUAUAUAUAUAAAAUCAGGCCAAAGGCUUU